ACAAGCAAGAAAAGAAGAUCCCCCACUCCCAUGUUAAGUUAAUUACACCCUCUCCACCACCAAAAAUCCAACCCAACCCCCCACAAUUAAUGUUUCUCUCUCUUUUUCCUCAGAAAAUUGCCAAGGAGAAGACAACGAUGGGUUUGGUUUUAGAUUGAUAAAAUUUGUGUGUUUUUUGAGGCACCAGAUGGACUCUAUGGAGUCUCAGAGCAAUAAAAGCACCACUACUACUGCUACAACUACUAAUACCAUCAGUGAACGCCACCACCAUGGCCGCCAGAAACAGGAAGCUCCUGCAGCUUCGCUGCAAUUAGUUACUUUGGAUAGGGAUAGUCAACCACGAGCUGCCGUUGCUGGUGGCGCACAUGGACAUGGGUCCUCUUCUCCGACCCCAGUUCAUGUCCCAUUCAUGGGCUCCAUCUCCAAGCAAAUUGGGGCUCAUCAUUCUCCCACUACUACUACUACUCCCACUUCUUCUACUGUCAUCACCAACAAACCUAAUAAAAGACCCACCAAAGACCGCCACACCAAGGUCGACGGCCGUGGCCGUCGCAUCCGUAUGCCCGCCUUAUGCGCCGCCAGGGUCUUUCAGCUUACUCGCGAAUUGGGUCACAAAUCUGAUGGAGAAACCAUUGAGUGGCUUUUGCAACAAGCGGAGCCGGCCAUCAUAGCCACUACCGGAACCGGCACUAUUCCGGCUAAUUUCUCAACUCUUAACGUUUCUCUCCGCAGUAGCGGGUCUACAAUUUCGGCUCCGGCAUCGAAAUCAGCUCCUCUUUCUUUUCAUAGCGCUUUGGGUUUUUAUAAUAACAGUAAUGGGGAUGAACAGAAUCGGAGAUUCAGCAGCAGCACCGCCGCCAUGUUGGGGUUUCACCAUCAGCUUUACCCUCAGAUCUUGAACGAGGGUUCUAUGAGAAGUUCCGAUGAGAAUUUCUCUCCCAAACCAUUCAGAGAAGAUCUUUUCAAGGAGUCGUCCCAUCAGGCCCCCGAAACCGGCGGUGUAAACGCUAGUAAUUCCCCUAAGCCUGGAAGAACCGGAAUGCAAGAGCAUCAAGAACCCGGUUCGGUUCGUACAGCAGCGGCCAACGCCAUACCAACCCCUGCUAUGUGGGCUGUUGCACCGGCCACCACCAACGGCGGCAAUGCAUUUUGGAUGCUGCCGGUAGGCGGAGGUGCCCCCACUUCAACACCGGAAGCCCAGAUGUGGACGUUCCCGGCUCACUACUCAGGUGGUGGCAGCCGGUUAAGUCCGGUUCAACUUGGUUCAAUGAUAAUGCAACAACAAAUGGGAGGUCAACAACUAGGGUUAGGGGUCACGGCGGAGACCAACAUGGCAGUUCUGGGUGGCGGCGUAAACACCUACGGUGGUGGUUCUAGGGUUGGUCUAGGUAUGGAUUUGGAGCAGCAGCAACAUCAAGACAGCCAAACUCAAGGCAGUGAAAGUGGAGAUGAUCAAAAACCCUAAUACAGAUUCUUAAUGAUAAUCAAAAUUAACUUCAAAUUUGUAUUUAUUUUCUUAUGUAUAUUUUUUUUUUCCUUUUUUUCCUGGGGGCUUGUUGUUUGUUAGAUUUGCUAUAGAAAAUGAAAAAAAAAAAAAGAUGAGCCAAUUUGUUUGGUUCAUUGUUUUUUUCAGAGUGAAAAAUGUAUUUAACCCAAUUUCAACUUUUACAGUAAAGAAAAAUCAUUGGA
Molecule: messenger RNA, 1689 nt
Organism: Rubroshorea leprosula
Lineage: Eukaryota; Viridiplantae; Streptophyta; Magnoliopsida; Malvales; Dipterocarpaceae
Source: the annotation of a GenBank genome assembly